AUGAGUGGUGGAAACAUCAAGGUCGUUGUGCGAUGUCGUCCGUUAAACUCUAGAGAACUUGCGCGUGGUGCAACAUGUCUAAUUCGCAUGGAAGGAAAUCAAACCAUCAUUACUAAACCGCCAGAUCACAAAGGAAAUCGUGAUAUGGAAGACGUAAAAGCAUUCACCUUUGAUAAGUCUUAUUGGUCUGCUGAUAAGAAUGACCCAACAUAUGCAGAUCAAGAAAUGGUUUACAACGAUUUAGGUGAAGAUUUGCUGAAUCAUGCAUUUGAUGGCUACAACUGCUGUAUUUUUGCUUAUGGUCAGACUGGCUCAGGAAAAUCCUACUCCAUGAUGGGAUAUGGCGAAGACAAAGGUAUCACACCAAAGACUUGCGAGGAACUAUUCAACCGCAUACAAGAGAGAACACAGCCCAACCUUACUUACCGAGUGGAAGUCUCCUAUAUCGAGAUCUAUAAUGAAAAAGUCCGUGAUCUAUUGAACCCUAAAAAUAAGGGCAAUCUCAAAGUCCGUGAGCAUCCAUCCCUUGGACCUUACGUUGAAGAUCUUUCCCGACUUGUCGUUCGAUCAUACGAUGAUAUCAACCAUCUCAUGGACGAAGGCAACAAAGCUCGUACAAUUGCUGCAACCAACAUGAACGAAACCUCCUCCAGAUCGCAUGCUGUAUUCACCUUGUUUUUGACUCAAACCAGACUAGACGAAACAACAAAAUUAGAGACAGAAAAAGUAGCUCGUAUCAGUUUGGUAGAUUUAGCUGGCAGUGAACGUGCUAACAGCACCGGUGCUACCGGCGCUCGUUUAAAAGAAGGUGCCAACAUCAACAGAUCACUCACAACACUGGGAAAAGUCAUUUCGGGCUUGGCAGAUCAGUCCAUUGCAGAUGCAGCUCCAAAGAAAGGCGGCAAAAAGCAAAAGGAAGUGUUUAUUCCCUACCGUGAUUCAGUACUGACGUGGUUGCUCAAAGACUCAUUGGGCGGUAACUCCAAAACUGCCAUGAUUGCAGCUAUUUCGCCUGCAGACUACGACGAGACGUUGAGUACACUUCGAUACGCAGAUCAAGCCAAGAAGAUUCAGAACAAGGCAGUCAUCAACGAAGAUCCCAACGCCAAGAUGAUUCGUGAAUUGAAGGAAGAGCUGACAAAUCUUCGAGACCGUUUGCGCAUCUACGCCCCUGAAGUGGUCGAAGAGCUAGCGGCCUCCAGCGCCUAUAGACAGGAGGGUACGUCCAGCACCACCAAUGACGGAUCCAGAACCCCCAUGCCGACUCGCUCAGCCAUCACAAACGCAAAUCAAGUGCUGGUGAUCGAAGACAGUCAGGGCAACAAGAAGAAGAUGACAAAGCAAGAAAUCGUAGAUCAGCUUCAAAGUUCAGAAAAGCUGCUUGCCAAUCUCAACGAAACGUGGGAAGAAAAGCUGAAGCGAACGCAAGAGAUACACUCAGACCGAGAAAAAGCACUGAAAGACCUGGGCAUCACCAUCGAUAAAAGCAACAUGGGCAUCUACAUGCCUAAAACUAUCCCGUUCAUUGUCAACUUGAACGAAGACCCGCUCAUGUCAGAGUGUCUGAUGUAUCAAAUCAAGGCUGGAAAGACUCGUGUUGGCAGAUUGGAGAGUAAAGCAGACUGCGAAAUUCGACUUAGUGGAGCCAACAUCCAAGACGAACACUGCUGGUUUGAAGCAGGGCCUGACAACUCAGUGACAUUGCAUCCCAACCACAAAGAUGCAAUGACUAUGGUAAACGGCAUUCGUAUCAGCGAGCCUCGUCUGCUGAAAAAUGGUUAUCGCAUCAUUCUUGGCCAUCACCAUAUCUUUAGAUUCAAUCAUCCAGAAGAAGUACGCCGAGAGAGAAAUGACGCACUAAGACUCACUACAGCGAGCUCUUGCACUGACCGCUCAUCACCAGGCUUCCUAGGCUCAGAAGAAGACGACAAUAUUACAAGCGCAGAUCUCAGCAAUGGUGUCGUCAAUUCAGAUGUUGUGGACUGGAAUUACGCUCGCUUAGAGGCUAUGCGAAAUCAUUAUGCUUUGGAAGAAAACUUUAAGAACCUGCCAGACGAUGAAAUCGAGAAGCUGUGGGAUAAUCUUGGUAGAAUACGCCAUUCCAGAAGAACGCGCACUGACAGCCGCGCUGAUUUUGACGAUGACGAGUCUGCGUCCAGUAGUCUGCAUCGACUAUCAACAGCAGCUACCAUGGUGGACGAUGGCAGUAUCUGCACAGAGGCAACCGUAGUCUCUCAAUCUUCUCUACCAACGGAGAAGAUACAGGAAAAAAUCAAAGACGUCAAAGAAAAGCAUCAAAAGGAGCUGGAUCAGCAGAGAAGCUUCUACGAGGCAAAACUGAACCGAAUGUCUUCUAUGCACGCAGCUGAUUUCAGCAGUACAACCAGCGGCAUCACCAUCUACUCGCCUCGCCAAACAAAGCUCAUCCAAACAGUUUUCCAGCGUUGGAAGCGACUGCACUAUGUCACCAUGGCAGAAGUCGUUUUAACACAUGCUGUCCUUUUGAAAGAAGCCAAUAUCAUUUCUCGUGAACUAGAGAAGGACGUACUCUAUCAAUUCACCAUCAUCGAAGAAGACUAUGCACAGCUCAAAUCACACUGGGAAGAGACAUCCAGCUUACAACAGUAUGAACAAGAUGACCAUGACGAUGAAACAUUAAUCAGCAGCCCGAAACCUUGCAUUGGCAUUCGAGUGAUUGACCGCAAAAACCAAGUUGUCUAUGUAUGGUCUCUUGACAAACUCAAAGCUCGCCUCCACAAGAUGAGAAACCUACGCCAUUUCAUUGACAGACCUCAGUAUCGCAAGCAUUUCAAUUGGGAGGACCCCUUUUACGAAUUGCCAUGCCCAACAUACUCGUUUGUAGGAAGCGCCUCCGUGUCUGUUCGCAACCUCACUCGCAAACAACAAGCAUAUGAAAGCUGUGUUGAGAUUCUAUGUCGCACCACUGGCCAGGUCAAGGGCAAAUUGAGACUGCUCGUGUCUCCUAUUGCUCGUUCAGGCGCUCAGGCCAAAUAUCUCACUGAAGAACCACUCGACAUCAAUGCAUCCGAGGUAGAGAAAGCCAUUGACGACGACGAUGUGUUGGAGAUAGGUCAGCAACUGCUCUUUGAGAUUCGCUUGUUGGAGCUGAUUGGAAUCAACGAAACCGAGUUUACACACAUCCAUGUUCAGUAUCGUCUCUCGUCCUUUGGAGGUAUUGCGCCCUAUGCUGCAACCGAGAAACUGUUUGCUACAAAUCCCAUCAGCGGGUUCGGAAACAGCAGUAACAUCGCAUUGGAUUACAGCCAGACACUAUCUAUUCUGGUUACUGAAACGACAAAGGACAUUUUACUGCACAAGAUGAUUGCCUUUGAAGUGUAUGGUAUCGCACAGCCCAAAAUUCUAUCUGCUUACGAGCGUUGGGAUGAUCAGCGUGAGAAGCCCAGAUUAGCUGAAAUGUUGGCAUCAAAGCAGCAAACUCCUCAACAACAGCAACUACAGCUAUCAUCGUCAUCAGCAGCGGUUGCAGAUCGUCGUCCUGAAGAAGAGCUGCUGGCUACCGAACGACAUGAUGUUCUCGCUUGGAUACAGAUUUGCGAACUGAUGCCCAACGGUGAAUACAUGCCGGUGCAAGUGGUAUCUCAAAACUCGCUUGACAGAGGCGCAUUCCAUUUGCGACAAGGUCUACAACGUCGUAUUUGCAUCACCUUAUCACACACCUCUGGACGCCAACUGAUUUGGUCCAAGGUUUCCAAGGCGAUGAUUGGUCAAGUUCGUUUACUAGAUGCCAAAGGACGUAUUAUCAACUCACCUGCGCAUGAGGAUAUAGUCAUUCGUCUGCUAUCGCAUCAACAAGUCCAAUACAACAACGAUGGUACCAGCGUGCUCAUAGCUCAAGGCUCUUGGGAUUCAUCACAGCAUGAUUGUCUUUUCCUCAACCGACUGACAGCUACACAGACUCGCAUUUUGCUUAAUGUCAAAUGGGAAAUUGAAGUUGAGAAAUGCUCAAAACCCAUUCAAUGCAGUAUGGACAUUGCAGUUCGAAUUCAAGGCAGAGAUGCAUCCAACUUUGGCCUCAGAAAACUAUUGGGAUCUAACAAGUAUCUCAACAAAUGCAGCGGCGUCUUCUUGAUCCACCUGCGGCCUCCAAUGACUCGUAGAGUGAGUCAGCUCUGGCGUCUGAAUACAGCAUCCAAAUUUGUGCCUGGAGAAGAGUUUUUAGGUUCAUGGCGUCCCCGUGGUGUUUCAUUGAUCAAUGAUUUCCGACACAUUCAGGAACGCAUCUCCAGAAAAAAUCAAGUGGCUGCUACAUCGCAAGCACUCAUGCUACACACGGCUCGAUCUCAGACUAGCCAAGGCUCUAUGAGCGUAGAUAAAGAAACAUCAAACAGUAUGGCGAGCACCUUCUUGCAACCAAAUCAGUCCGAGUUGGUCCGAAAAAUACUCACUAUUUGGAACAGUAAGUGGGGAACAGACAAGGAUAUUAUCCUUAGCCAGGAUCCACCUAUUCCUGGUAUGCAAGACUCAAAUCUGAUACCAAAAGAAGCAUGGAAUUCAUCCAAACUGAUUUCUGAAGUCAAACUGGUUACUGAAUUUGACAAUGUGACAAAGAAAGGAUAUUUAACCUAUCAAGAAAAUGCUCUAGAUGAUAAAUGGGUUAAGCGAUGGUUUGUUUUGAGAAGGCCAUACAUUUACAUUUAUUCUAGUCAAUCAGAGACAGAGGAACAGGGCAUCAUCAAUGUAUCAAAUGUCAGAAUUGACUAUAACCGAGCACUAGAGCAGAUGAUCAAACGUAACAACGUAUUUUCCUUAUAUACAAACAACAAUGCAUACAUUUUACAAGCAAGUUCGAAAUCUGACAUGACUGAUUGGAUGAAGAACAUCGACACAUUAUACUCUGUGGACAAAACCAUCAGAUAA
Mucor velutinosus is the source of this 4899-nucleotide messenger RNA. Its product is annotated as long-chain fatty acid-CoA ligase. Gene Ontology annotation, biological process: microtubule-based movement. The transcript is spliced from 8 exons. Bases 1 to 4899 code for a protein of 1632 amino acids. The record is from RefSeq and is a predicted model, not a curated record. NCBI's taxonomy places the organism in Eukaryota, Fungi, Mucoromycota, Mucoromycetes, Mucorales, Mucoraceae. Gene Ontology annotation, molecular function: ATP binding; microtubule motor activity; microtubule binding.